Messenger RNA from Labrus mixtus (cuckoo wrasse), 6074 nucleotides. It is a transcript of the gene usp32, whose product is annotated as ubiquitin specific peptidase 32. The record is from RefSeq and is a predicted model, not a curated record. Gene Ontology annotation, cellular component: Golgi apparatus. The transcript is spliced from 34 exons. Gene Ontology annotation, biological process: protein deubiquitination. Gene Ontology annotation, molecular function: calcium ion binding; cysteine-type deubiquitinase activity. Lineage: Eukaryota; Metazoa; Chordata; Actinopteri; Labriformes; Labridae. Bases 187 to 5025 code for a protein of 1612 amino acids.
GAUCAACUGACCUGUAGAGUCCGGUGAUCAUGUGACAGAAUGGAGGCGUCGCUGUUCAGCCGCUCAGCACAUAAACACACCACCAGGAAACCUAUUUCACAAUAAACGGAUUUAAGGAGACAACCCAUUACGAUCAUCUCAGUGGGAAACCAUUAUUUCCUCACAUCGCAAUGAAAUGAGGGGAGCAUGGGGGCCAAAGAGUCGAGGAUAGGAUUCCUGUCGUAUGACGAGGCCGUCAAGAGAGUCACGGAUGUGGAAUUGAAGCGUCUGAAAGAUGCCUUCAAGAGAACCAGCGGCAUCACCUAUUACAUGACCCAGCAGUGCUUCUACAGGGAAGUGCUGGGAGAUGGAGUUCCCCUUAAAGUUGCAGAGGUGAUCUACAGCUCGUUUGGAGGCUCGUCCAAAGGGCUUCAUUUCAACAAUCUGAUCGUGGGUCUGGUGCUCCUGACUCGAGGACGCGAUGAGGAGAAAGCAAAGUACCUCUUCAGCCUGUUUGCCAGUGAUCUGGGUGGAUAUGCUGCCAGGGAAGACAUUGAAGGCGUUCUGCAGGUUCUGGAUGGAGAAGUCCCAACAUCCCUCAAGAAGUGCUUCAGUGAGGGCGACAAAGUGAACUAUGAGCGCUUCAAGAGCUGGCUCCUACAGAACAAGGAGGCGUUCACUUUGUCCAGAUGGCUUCUGUCUGGAGGAGUGUGUGUCACGCUCACCGACGACAGCGACACACCAACUUUCUACCAGACCCUCGCUGGUGUCACACACUUGGAGGAGUCCGACAUUAUAGACUUGGAGAAGCGCUACUGGCUGCUGAAAGCUCAGUCCAGAACCGGACGCUUUGACUUGGAAACCUUUGUCCCGCUGGUCUCUCCUCCUAUCCACGCCUCCCUGAGUGAAGGCUUGUUUCACGCCUUUGACGAGAACCGGGACAAUCACAUCGACUUUAAAGAGAUCUCUUGUGGACUGUCUGCAUGCUGCAGGGGGCCGGUGGCUGAAAGGCAGAAAUUUUGCUUCAAAGUGUUUGAUGUUGACCGUGACGGGGUUCUGAGUCGAGAUGAGCUGCACGAAAUGGUCGUGGCCUUGCUGGAGGUGUGGAAGGACAAUCGCACAGACACACUGCCUGAGCUGCACAGUAGCGUGUCCGACAUCGUUGAGGGCAUCCUGAAGAUGCACGACACAACCAAGUUGGGUCAUCUGACUCUGGAGGAUUAUCAGAUCUGGAGUGUGAAGAGCGCUUUGGCCAAUGAGUUCCUAAACCUGCUCUUCCAGGUCUGCCACAUUGUCCUGGGGCUUCGGCCUGGUACUCCUGAGGAGGAGGGACAAAUCAUCAGGGGUUGGCUAGAGAGGGAGAGCAGACAUGGGCUGCAGCAGGGUCAGAACUGGUUCCUCAUCUCCAUGCUGUGGUGGCAGCAGUGGAAGGACUACGUUCAAUAUGGCAGUCCCUGCGUUUCUCUUCCUGUGCAGGAGCAUAAGGGCAUCGUGGUGGAGCAGCCGUCCAUCCUGGGCUCGCUGCGGACCCCCAUGGCCACAGCCACUGUGGAGCCCAGUCCACCAGACAGACUGGGAGGACUGGGAACCUUCAGCCAGGUCAGCCCCUCUGAGGAGAGGUCACCCGAUGCUGUGUCCAGCGCCUCGGAGGCUACGGAGAGCGCAGCCCUGAGCCCGCAGGUAGUUCCCUCUGCCACCGAGAGUUGUUUCGCCCGACAGCACAACGUGUCAGACAACAACAAUCAGUGUUUUUCUGGAGCUAACGGACACCUCCCCUCCCAGCUGGCAGCACAAAGACCUGGCGCCAUCGACAACCAGUCUCUGGUCAAUACUGACCCCAUGAAGGCCCCCACGUUAACCAUGGAGGGCGGCCGGCUGAAGCGCGCCCUGCAGCUGCCGCAUGGCAGAGACUUUGAGACGGUGCCAGAGCCGGUGUGGCGGGCACUCUACCACUGGUACGGUGCCAACCUCAGCCUGCCAAGACCGGUGAUCCUGGAGAGCAAGACAGGCCAAGCAGAGCUGGAGCUCUUCCCCCGCUUCCUCCUCUUCCUCCGCCAGCAACCGGCCACGCGCUCCCCCCAGUCCAACAUCUGGGUCAAUAUGGGUAUGACCAGUCUGCGAAUGUUCCCCCCGUAUUUACCCGCAGCAAGAGCGGGCAGCGUGCCCUCGCCCAACGCUCCUCUGAAGAGGGUGCUGGCCUACACAGGCUGCUUCAGCCGCAUGGGCACCAUCAAAGACAUCCACCUGUACCUGUCCCAGAGACUCCGCAUCAAAGAGGAGGACAUGAGACUCUGGCUCUACAACAGUGAGAACUACCUCACCCUCCUGGACGAUGAAGAUCACACACUGGAGAGCCUGAAGAUCCACGACGAGCAGCAGCUGGUCAUUGAAGUCAGGAACAAAGACAUGAGCUGGCCUGAAGAAAUGUCCUUCAUUGCAAACAGUAGUAAGAUGGACAGACACAAAGUCCCGACUGAAAAAGGAGCCACUGGCCUCAGUAACCUCGGCAACACGUGCUUCAUGAACUCCAGUAUCCAGUGUGUGAGCAACACCAAGCCCCUCACGGACUACUUCAUCUCUGGGAGACACCUGUACGAGCUCAACAGAACCAACCCCAUUGGGAUGCGGGGUCACAUGGCCAAGUGUUACGGUGACCUCGUGAUGGAGCUGUGGAGCGGGACGCAGAAGAAUGUGGCUCCGCUGAAGCUCAGGUGGACGAUAGCUAAGUACGCCCCGCGCUUUAACGGCUUCCAGCAGCAGGACUCUCAGGAGCUGCUGGCCUUCCUGCUGGACGGUCUCCACGAAGACCUGAACCGGGUGCAUGAGAAACCGUACGUGGAGCUGAAGGACAGCGACGGCAGGCCGGACUGGGAGGUCGCCUCCGAGGCGUGGGAGAACCACCUGCGCAGGAACCGCUCCAUCGUGGUGGAUCUGUUCCACGGUCAGCUCAAGUCGCAGGUGAAGUGUAAGACCUGCGGACACAUCAGCGCUCGCUUCGACCCUUUCAACUUCCUGUCCCUGCCGCUGCCCAUGGACAGCUCCAUGCACCUGGAGAUCACAGUGAUUAAACUGGACGGCUCCACACCUGUGCGAUACGGCCUGAGGCUGAACAUGGACGAGAAGUACACAGGGCUGAAGAAACAGCUGAGUGAACUGUGCAGUCUGAAGCCGGAGCAGAUCCUCCUGGCUGAGGUCCACACCUCCAACAUCAAGAACUUCCCUCAGGACAACCAGAAGGUGCGUCUGUCUGUCAACGGCUUCCUGUGUGCAUUUGAGAUCCCCGUGCCGGGUUCGCCGACGUCUCUGAGCUCACCUACCCUGACAGACAUCACCCCAAUCGCUAACGGUUCAGCUGCUAACGGGAUCCCGGGAAACAAACCUGUCCUCAUCCCCAACGGAGGGCCCAACACGAUGGUCCCCUGCAGCCCGGAGACGCCGCUUGCCAACGGGAUCGCCAACGGACACAUCACACCGGUGCAGGAGAGCCCCUUCAUUGGAUACAUCAUCGCCAUGCACAGGAAGAUGAUGCGCACGGAGCUCUACUUUUUGUCGUCUCAGAAGAACCGGCCCAGUCUGUUCGGCAUGCCGCUCAUCGUCCCCUGCACGGUCCACACCAAUAAGAAGGAUCUUUACGACGCCGUCUGGAUCCAAGUGUCCCGCCUGGCGAGCCCGCUGCCCCCACAGGAAGCCAGCAACCACGCCCAGGAUUGUGAUGACAGUAUGGGCUACCAGUACCCCUUCACCUUACGGGUCGUUGGUAAAGACGGUAACUCGUGUGCCUGGUGUCCCUGGUACAGGUUCUGUCGGGGUUGUACCAUCGAGUGUUGUGAUGACAGAGCGUCUGUAGGAAACGCUUACAUCGCUGUGGACUGGGACCCCACUGCCCUGCACCUCCGCUACCAGACCUCCCAGGAGAGGAUUGUAGAAGAGCACUGCAGUGUGGAGCAGUCCCGCCGCACCCAGGCCGAGCCCAUCAGCCUGGACAGUUGUCUGAAGGCCUUCACCAGCGAGGAGGAGCUGGGCGAAGACGAGCUCUAUUACUGCUCCAAGUGCAAGACACACCGGCUCGCCACCAAGAAGCUGGACCUCUGGAGGCUGCCCCCCAUCCUGAUCGUCCACCUGAAGCGCUUCCAGUUUGUGAACGGCCGCUGGAUCAAGUCCCAGAAGAUCGUAAAGUUCCCGCGGGAGAACUUUGAUCCCAGCGCCUUCCUGGCCCCGAGAGACCUGGAGCAGCGCUGCCUGCACUCUCGCAGCGAGAGCGAGGACCUGCUGCGGGUCGGAGAGGACAACCUGUCCUCCAUCUCUGCCCCUGCUGGCUUCUACAACCUCAACAAAGCAUCUCCUGCCUCGAGCAGGAAGUCGGCGCCUUCUCUCAGCCGGACCAGCAGCCCCUCCUGCAGCCCGAAGACCAGCUCCGGAGGCCGCAGACCAGUCCGGCUCCGCCUGCCCCAGCUCGGCAGCCGACACCGCCUCUCCAACAGCAAGGAGAGCCUGGACGGAGCCGCUAACGCUGAGGGGGACACACGAGACAGCGUGUCACAGGCGGACACAGAGGGCAGCGCAGCGGGGACGGCGGCGAUGGGAGACGGCAUCACGUUAGAAUCGCUGAGCAGCACCGAGGCGUCCAGCAGCCACUGUGAUGUGGUUCUGGUGAACGGGGACAGCAACGGGCUGAGCUCGGACUGCAGCACAGAGAGCAGCGUGGACCCUGACAGCUCACUGCUGCAGCACAGAGACAACAUGUGUCUGGACGCCAUCUACAACCUCUAUGCAAUAUCAUGCCAUUCAGGAAUCAUGGGAGGAGGCCACUAUGUGACAUAUGCCAAAAACCCCAACGAGAAAUGGUACUGUUACAACGACAGCAGCUGUAAGGAGGUUCACUCUGAGGAGAUCGACACCGACUCGGCCUACAUCCUCUUCUAUGAGCAGCAGGGCGUCGAGUACUCCCAGUUCCUGCCAAAGAUCGACGGCAAGAAGAUGGCCGACACCAGUAGCAUGGACGAAGACUUUGAGUCGGACUACAAGAAGUACUGCGUCCUCCAGUGAUCGUCUUCCAUCGCACACACACACACACACACACACACACACACCCCCGCCGCUGUGAGCGGGAACGUUCAGACCAUUCAGAUCACAAACUGCUAACGACAAGAGUCAGACUGAGCUCUUUGUGUUUAGGGACGUGUUGCAGCACUUUCUACACUUGAUCAAAAACAUGGAUUAGUGCAAACAUUUGCCAAGGCCACAAUAAAGCCGUGGUGAAAGCACUCAACAGGUGCACUUUGCUGAGCCCGACGAAACAAACCCCCCCCCCCCCCCCCCCCCCCUCCUCGUCCUCCUCCUCCUCGCCAUAACAUUUAUGUAACAUUUAUCCGCCUAUUAACGCAUCUCUGAAUGUAUGCCAGUGUGGCCAAUUCAUGAAGUCUUCUUCUGCAUCAUCACCUGUGAUGUUAGGGUAAAAAGCAACACCUUCACCUGAAGUUAAGGCGUGACCAGCGUCUGGAUAUCUCACCUGAAGAAGAAGAAGAAGAAGGGCACAGAAAGGAUUCCAGGUGUAAAUUUGAGGCCAAUGAUUGGAUACGGUUUUAAACAGUCAAAUUUGAUGCCAUGAUGAUUACAUUUGGUAUCACAUCUUUUGGAUACUUUGUCGACGUUUUAGAGAAUGCUUCUCCAAAUGUUUUUAUUAGGGGGUAGUGUCACAUAAUUCAUAUACUACCUCAUCGCUUCAUGCAGUGUCAGCCAACUCCUCCCUAAACAUCCGUGACAGUAUUAUCAAUCACUGAAAUGUUUCCUUCCUCUGUAGGAGCCAGGAGGCACACGUCUCCUGUCACUUCCCUCUCACAUGCCCUGAUGUGAAAACGAGGAGUGUGUUUGAUCCCACAGCUGCCAAAUAUCAGUGCUACUUAGUGACAUUUUUUUAGCCUACAUUACCCAUAAUUCUCCUGUAAACUCAGAACGCUGUAGUGUCACUCUGGGUUUGUCGAGGACAGGUGCCAUGAUUUUCCAAAGUGAGACGCUAAGAGAACAUUAUACAGUAUAUGUUUUUUGUUUUUGCAUCCUACAUUUUUUUUAUGAAUGAUUAAUUUUAUUGAAUUUCA